Messenger RNA from Acaromyces ingoldii, 1086 nucleotides. RefSeq names its product putative 3-hydroxyisobutyrate dehydrogenase mitochondrial precursor. Bases 1 to 1086 code for a protein of 361 amino acids. The transcript is spliced from 5 exons. Gene Ontology annotation, cellular component: mitochondrion. Gene Ontology annotation, biological process: L-valine catabolic process. Gene Ontology annotation, molecular function: NAD binding; 3-hydroxyisobutyrate dehydrogenase activity; NADP binding. Lineage: Eukaryota; Fungi; Basidiomycota; Exobasidiomycetes; Exobasidiales; Cryptobasidiaceae. The record is from RefSeq and is a predicted model, not a curated record.
AUGCUGCCCACGGCGAGACUCCUACAGAGCAGCCGGUCCAAGGCGAUCGGCUUCAUUGGCCUCGGCGCGAUGGGGCGCGAGAUGGCGUCAAACGUGCUCCAGAAGACGUUUCAGGCAAACAGCGACAAGGACCUGACGUUUGUUGUCCACGAUUCGUUCGACCUGUCCACAACGCGCUUCCUGACAGCCAAUACGAGCCUGUUCCCUGGGCGAAACAUUGUGCCGGCCACGUCGCCUGCAGGGGUCGCUAGCCUGGCCUCGACUAUUAUCACUGUCGUGCCCUCGUCGCCCCAGGUCAAGGAGGUGUACCUCGCCGAGAAUGGCAUCCUGCAGGGGCUCCGGGGGCUCGGCGAUCCUAAGGAACCCUCCAAUUCGACGCUGUGCAUCGACUGCACCACACUGGACCCACUCGUCGCCGUCCAGACUGCCGACGAGAUCAAGCAGGCCGGGGGCGGCGGCCAGGGCCAGGAUCAGGGCGCAUUCGACAUGAUUGACUCGCCCAUGAGCGGCGGCGUCGUCGGUGCGCGAGCCGGCACGCUCUCCUUUAUGGUCGGCUCCAACUCCCACCAAUCGUUUGCCCACGCAGAGCCGACACUGCUCAAGAUGGGAUCGCGGGCGAUUCACUGCGGCAAGAAUGGAAACGGCCUCAUUGCAAAGAUUGCCAACAACCUGCUCCUGGGAAUCUCGAUGCUUGCCACGAGCGAGGCGAUGCUGCUUGGGACCGUGCACGGUCUGAGCCCCCAGAUCCUUGCCCACAUCAUCAACACGAGCACCGGCAAGUGCUGGUCAAGCGAGGUGAACAAUCCGGCUCCUGGCGCACUGCGUGGCACCGACAAGAGCCCGCCGGCCGAGCGCGACUAUGACGGAGGCUUCGCUGCCAAGCUCCAAGCAAAAGACCUGGGUCUGGCUCUGAAUGCCGCUCAGCAGCGAGGCGUGCCGACACCCCUGGGCCAUCUGGCGACCAAUAUCUACAAGGCGCUCGGCGAGAAUCCAGAGUACAUGGACAAAGACUUUUCCGUCGCCUUCAAGGCCCUGUCGACUGCCGUAGGCAAGAUUCCCACGAGCGACGAGCCACAUGCCGAAUGA